Messenger RNA from Neltuma alba, 6438 nucleotides. RefSeq lists its product as uncharacterized. The record is from RefSeq and is a predicted model, not a curated record. The transcript is spliced from 8 exons. NCBI's taxonomy places the organism in Eukaryota, Viridiplantae, Streptophyta, Magnoliopsida, Fabales, Fabaceae. Gene Ontology annotation, molecular function: ADP binding. The coding region runs from base 1 to 6438 and encodes 2145 amino acids. Gene Ontology annotation, biological process: signal transduction; defense response.
AUGGGCGCUGCAGCUUCAUCAUCCUCCUCCUGCUCUUCUGCAUAUUUUCCCAGAAAAUAUGACGUUUUUCUGAGUUUCAGAGGUGAGGAUACUCGCAAAACCUUCACCAGCCAUCUUCACACUGCCCUGUGCAUGAGCGGUAUUCGAACCUACAUAGAUUAUGAACUCUCAAAAGGAGAUGACAUUUCCCAAUCUCUCAUCCAAGCAAUUGAAGAUUCAAGCAUAUCUGCGGUCAUCUUCUCAGAAAACUAUGCUUCCUCAAAAUGGUGUUUGAAUGAACUGCUUAAGAUACUGGAGUGUAAAGAAGUCCAAGGACAGCUCGUUAUUCCUAUUUUCUACCAAGUCGACCCAUCUCAUGUACGCAAUCAAAAGGGAACAUACCAGGAAGCUUUUGAAAAACACUAUACACAAAACCCAGAGAAGGUGAAGCAGUGGAAACGUGCUCUUUUUGAAACUGCAAACUUAGCUGGUUGGGACUCUUGGAUUUAUAGGGACGAAUCACAACUCAUUCAUAAUAUUGUCAAUGACAUUUUGAAAAGAUUGGAGCACAUGUAUCCAAGUACAUUACAAGGUCUUGUUGGAAUUGAAGAGAACGCUGAUUGUAUUGAAUCAUUAUUGGAAAAUGCCUCAAUAAUUGGAAUUUGGGGCAUGGGUGGUAUAGGCAAAACAACUAUAGCUAAAGCUGUAUUCGCCAAGCUCUCCUUCCAAUUUGAAAGUUGUUGUUUUUUUGAGAAUUUAAGAGAAGAAUCAGAAAAAUGUGGACUAAAGCAUAUACGUGAUAAACUUCUUAGAGAACUAUUGAUGGAAGAAGAUUCCAUGGUUAGGUCCACGUCAUUUGCCAUGAGAAGACUUAGUUGUAAAAAAGUUUUCAUUGUGCUUGAUGAUGUCAACAAGAUAAAUCAAUUAGAAUAUUUGGCCAAAGAAUGUCAUGCCUUGGGACCUGGUAGUAAAGUCAUCAUUACUACGAGAGAUGAACAUUUGCUUCUUGGAAGAGUUAAUGAAAUAUAUGAAGCCAAGCCAUUGAGCGAUUACAAAUCAGUUAGCCUUUUCAACCUCAAAGCCUUUCACAAAGAUGAUUAUGAAAGCGGAUAUGAAGAACUAUCUGAGAGAGUUGUUGCUUAUGCUAAAGGCAAUCCUUUAGCUUUAAUCACCUUGGGUUCAUUUCUAUAUUCCAAAACUAUAGAUGAAUGGGAAAGUGCAUUGACAAAAUUGGAAAAGACAAGCCAUGAAGAUAUUCAUGCAGUGUUAAAAUUGAGCUAUGAUGGACUAAACUUUGAAGAGAGAGAAAUGUUUUUAGAAAUUGCUUGCUUUCUAAAAGGUGAAAGUAUUGCUAAAGUAGUAGCUCUUUUAGACAGCUAUGGCUACCAUGCAACAAUUGGCUUGAGGACCCUCGUAGAUAAGGCCCUCAUACGCAUUUCUUCUUAUUAUGUGGAGAUGCAUGAUUUACUACAACAAAUGGGUCGUGAAAUUGUUCGUCAAGAGUGUGUAAAAAAUCCUGGAAGACGAAGUCGACUAUGGAAUCCUGAUGAAAUCUAUGAUGCAUUGAAAAAUAAUCGGGUAACUGAUGCAGUUGAAGGCAUAAGUUUAGAUUUGUCUCAAAUUGGAGAUAUAUGCUUAACUUCCAACACCUUAAAAAAGAUGACUAAUUUGAGAUUUCUCAAAUUCUAUUCAUCUAAUUCAGAUAGAAGGUCAUGUGUGAAUAUUCCCCCAAGCCAAGGGUCAUUUUCCAAUCAUUUAUCUUAUUUUCAAUGGGAUAAUUUUCCUUUUGAGGCUCUACCAUCAUCUUUUUGUGCAGAGAAACUUGUUGAACUUAGUAUGAAUGGCAGCAAGCUUAAAAAAUUGUGGGAUGGAACACAGGAUUUGGUAAAUUUAAGGGGAUUAGACCUUGGAGGAUCUAAGCAAUUGGCAGAGCUGCCUGAUUUCUCCAAGGCACGGAAACUUGAAUGGGUGAAUCUCUUCUCAUGUGAAAGCUUAAGCCAUCUGCAUCCCUCUAUUUUAUCUCUCCAUAGAUUAAAGUCUUUGGGGCUCACUAAUUGCAUAAAGCUGAAGCAUUUGCAAAGCGAGAGCCCUUUAAAAUCUCUAGAGAGCCUUAGUGUUGAUAAUUGCUAUGGUCUCAAGGAAUUUUCAUUAUCAUCAGAGAGCAUGACAGUUUUACAAUUAAAUAGAACUGGCAUUGAGUCAUUGGGCUCUUCAAUUGGUUAUCUCCAGAAACUCACUAGUCUCUCACUCAAUUGCUCAAGACUAAAGAAUAUUCCUGUCAAUGAGUUUUAUGGACUGAGAUCUCUAAAAGAUCUUACUUUUUCUGAUUGUGGAGAGAUAAUUGAUGAAUCAAAGUUAUAUAUCCUAUUUGAUGCUUUACAAUGUCUAAUAAGUAUUCAUUUGGAUGGGAGUUGCAUCUUGACUGAGCUCCCCGACAAUAUCAAGCAUCUAUCAAGACUAGAAUUUCUUUCCUUGAUAAAUUGCAAGAGCCUUCAAUCUUUACCAGAGCUUCCUCCAUCCAUCAAAGACUUAGAUGCUACCAACUGCACAUCAUUGGAGACGCUAAUACUCACUUCUCAUACUGAAUUUCCAUUGUUGCCACAGCAAAUAAUGCAGAAUUUAACACCCUAUUCCUCAAUCAGGUAUCUCAGAAAUCUAAGAAGGCUUAUUCUUUCAUGUUGCAACAUAGGGAACCGUUCACUUUCCCAUAUUAUGGCGUUUGCUUACUUCUGUUUGAAGCGUGGUGUGCAUACAAAUCAAAUGGUUGAUGUUUGCUAUCCAGGAAGAGAAGUUCCAGAUUGUUUUAAACAUAAUCAGACAGCUAAGGCUCCCAAUUUCAUAACUAUUGAGCUUUCUUCAACCAUGAACAACUUGCAAGGCUUCAUUUUCUACUCUGUUCUUCCGCAGUUCACUCCAAAGGAAAGCUGUUCUUACAGAGUAAAAUGCCAAAUUUAUGAUGAAGAUGGUGAAUGCGGCACAAGCUUGAGUUUUGUUAUAACAAAUGUUAAUUCACACCAUGUUUUUCUGUGGACCACUCAUAAAAACAUAUUCACAAAAUAUCCAGACGCCAAUUAUAAGCCAAAGCUUUCAUUUGAAUUCUAUGUUGUUACAUAUGAUAGCGAUGAUUUUAUUGGGUUCGGUUUUAUGGAGGAAACAAAACACGAUGGCUUGAUUGAAGCAUGUGGAGUCUGCCCAAUAUAUGCCCCAGAUUAUCACAGCUUCCUUCAGCAAGAGGAAUUGGAGUUGGGAACAAGGGAGAAAAGGACUUUUGAAGAUAUUGAGGAGCAUUCAUUUCGUGGAAUACUGGAAUAUGCUAGUUUCUCACUGAAGCAAGCAAAAUGUGGUGGUUUUGAGGCAAGUAUUAUUCCAGAGUGGUUUGCAUACAAAAGCUUGACAACAGGGUCUUCUGUCUCUGUUCAGCUUAAUCCUAGUUUUGAUGGCUUAUUGGGUUUCAUUUUCUGCUUUGUUAUUCCUCAAUUCUCCUUAAAAGAAAGGGAUCUACGGCACUCAUCAUGUGGAUACUAUGAUGAAAAUAACAUUUAUCAAGAAGGCCCUAGAGGAUGGCAUUAUUCAAUGAUCGGAUUGAAUUCAAAUAAUGUUUUCCUAUGGUAUGAUCCCCUCUAUUGUGAACUCAUUCUGGAGGAUAUUCAAAGCAGAAUAGGCCCCAGUAAAUCUGAGAAAUACGAAUCAAAGGUCACAUUUGAAUUUAAGUUUGGCGAUUGCUUGAUCAAAGAAGGUGGAGUUCGCCCAAUAUAUGCCUCUGAAUACAGAGAGUUCCUUCAACAAAAGGAAUUGGAGUUGAAGUUAAUAACAGGAAAAAAGAGGUGUCGGAGUAUUGAUGAUGAGCUACAGCAACCCACUGCCACAAAGAAAUGGAAGAUGUCUUCAAUCCUUCAACCUGUUCCCCUGAGUUCUGAGUCCAAGACAUCUCAUGAUGUUGAUGAUGGCCAGGUUUCUUCUCAAGCUAACAUUGUUGGCAUUUUCCUCGAUGCACGAUCAAAAAGGGUUGUUACUUACACCAAAGGCAAUCCUUUAACUUUAAUAGUUCUGGGUUCUUUUCUUUACUCCAAAACUAAAGAAGAAUGGGAGAGUGCGUUAAGAAAAUUCAAAAGGAUUCCACAUGAAGAUAUUCAGGAAGUGUUAAAAUUGAGCUACAACGGAUUAAAAGAUGAAGAGCAGGAAAUAUUUCUAGACAUUGCGUGCUUUUUGAAAGGUGAACUUAAAGAACAUAUAAUACAGCUAUUAGACAGCUAUGGAUUCCAUGCAAGAAUUAGCAUUAGAACCCUCCAAGAUAAGGCUCUUAUUACUGUGGGUGAAAGAUUGUGGAUGCAUGAUCUAAUACAAGAAAUGGGUUGGGAGAUAGUUCGUCAAGAAUGUAUUAAAGAACCAGGAAGACGCACUAGAUUAUGGGACCCUAAGGAAGUCUAUGAUGUAUUGAGAAGCAAUCGGUGGGAUGGGUACCCUUUGGGCUCUUUGCCAUCAACUUUUUGUUCUGAGAGCCUUGUUGAACUGAAAAUGCAAUACAGCCAUGUUAAAACACUUUGGGAUGGCGUGCAGGAUUUUGUAAAUUUGAAGAGAAUAGAUCUUCGUUUUUCCAGAAAACUGAGACAGUUGCCUGAUUUCUCCAAGGCCCAUAAUCUGGAACUGGUGAAUCUAUAUUACUGUGAAAGUUUGCGUUUUGUCCAUCCAUCUAUCUUAUCUCUCAAGAGCCUUGUUUCUUUGGAUUUAGGCAAAUGCAAAAACCUCGAGAGUCUCCAAAGUGAUACUCAUUUAAGAUCUCUUAGAAAAGUCCUUGUUCACGACUGCCCUACUCUGAAGGAAUUCUCAUUAUCAUCCAAAGAACUAAGAUGUUUAUUUUUAGGAUCAACCGGUAUAGACAUUCUACACCCAUCAAUCGGAAGUCUUGCUAAGCUUAGAAGUCUUCAUCUCAAUGGUUCAAAAUUGAAGAAUCUUCCACUAAAGGAGUUAUGUUGCUUAAGAUCUCUUGAGGAUCUUGGUAUCUGCAAUUAUGCGUUUGGCAAACAUGUGCUGCACAUGCUAUUUGAUGCCUUAUGCGCUUUACGAAUACUAAGCUUCCUGAAUUGCUCUAACUUAACUGAGCUCCCAAACAACAUCAAGCAACUCUCAAGACUUCAAAGGCUUCAUUUGAGAAGUUGCAGAAAUUUUCAAUGUUUACCAGAGCUCCCUCUGUCUGUUAAAGAGCUAGAUGUCUCCAACUGCACAUCAAUUUCAAUCAACUGUAUGUUGUUGAAGGAAGUAGGAAAAUUGGUUGCAGCACUGCACGCCUCCUCAAUUGGGCAUCUUGCCAAUCUCAAAACUCUGCUUCUUGAUGCUUCAAGUCUUGGCAAUCUUCCAAUAACUGAGUUAUGUUGUUUUAGAUCUCUCAUGGAGCUUCGCCUUCGAAAAUGCAGACACCUAGUGGAUGAACCAAAGCUACAUAUACUGUUUGAAUCCCUGCAAUGUCUACAAAUACUGGGUUUGGAGGACUGUUCUGGGUUAACUAAGCUCCCCAACAAUAUCAAACAUCUCUCUCGGCUGCAAAAACUUACUUUGAAUGGUUGCACUAAGCUUCAGUUUUUACCCCAGCUUCCACGGUCUCUUAGAAAUUUUAUUGCCAGUAAUUGCACAUCAUUAGAGAGAGUGUUUGCUUCAACAAUUUCAAGGCUAUUACGGGUAAAUGGUCAUAAUUUCAUUUCAUUUCACAAUUGUGAGAAAUUGAAUGAGCGUUCACGUUGUGCUAUUGAGAAACAUGUGGAGUUCUCAUUGAAGCAAGCAGUACAUAACAAGCAAAGAUUUACAGUUUUUUAUCCUGGAAACAGUGUUCCAUUGUGGUUUGGCUAUAAUCGGUCAACAAAGGGUUUGGUAACCAUAGAACUGUCUUUGGCCUCUGGUCAUUUAUUGGGUUUUGUUUUAUGUUCAGUCAUUCCUCAAUUCAUCUCUAAGGAAAAAAUUCAAGCUGCUGUGACUUGCAAGUGCUACAUUGAAGAAGGGGAAGCAGUUGAAUUUCAGAUUUUUGAUCCACAAUAUGCAGAAUUCAGCUCAGAUCACAUUUUACUUUGUUGUGAUCCAUACUUCUCUAAAUUAGUAUUGGAGAGAUUUAAAGGAGGCAAUGGAAGUGAUGAAGACACCACUUCUAACAAAAAGGUUUUGUUUAGUUUCGUUUCUUGUGAUGGCUUCAUCGAAGAGUGUGGGACCUGCCCGAUAUAUGCCUCUGAAUAUCAGAAUUUCAUUCAACAAAGGAAAAUGAAGUGUGAGUUGGGCAAGAUGUCAAAGCAGCAUCGAGAUAUUGAUGAAAUGGAGAUGGAAAUCAGUAAAUUUGGAACCGGAGUUGGAAACGCUGAUGGGGAAGAAACAGUGUCUCCAUGCAAGAAAUUGAAAAUGGAGUUGUGUGCUCAGCCUAAUGGACAAGAAGAUAUUGAAGAAUUGGAAGCUUUGCUCAUGAGAAUCAAAAUCAGCUAG